AUGGUGGGAGCAAAUUUCCCGACUCCAAAGCCCAAGGACCUGACUUGUUUUUACAUCAACGGUCGAUACGUCAAACCGAUCUGCGAGGAAACGUACAUCUUGCGAAAUCCCAAGGAUGAUACAAUCGUGGCCGAUGCGGUCCCCAUUGGCGGACCUGAGGACGUCGACGCAGCAGUUGCAGCGGCCGAGGAAGCCUUUACUGGACCAUGGAGCAACUUCACGGCCGCACAACGAUCAGAGUGUCUCCGCAAGCUCGCUGACCUGCUGGAAGACAGCCUGGUUGACAUCCUGACCCUGGAUUCAAUGACCACGGGGAAUCCAGUUUCCCUUAUUCCGACACGUGAGAAGACUUAUAUCAAAAAUAAUUUGCUAUACUAUGCCGGGUGGACGGACAAGCAAAGAGGAGACUACUUUCCAGCCGACGAUGGGUUCGUCAAACUGGUGCGCCACGAGCCUUUGGGCGUGUGCGUGGGAAUCAACCCGUACAACUCUCCGGUCGCGUCAUUCAUCAUCAAAGCCGCACCAUGUCUCGCAACGGGCAAUGUGUUGAUCAUCAAGCCUUCGGAGAAAUCUCCCUUCGGAUCCUUGGCCCUGGCUCCCUUGUUUGAGCAAGCCGGCUUUCCAAAGGGUGUGGUGCAGGUGGUGUGCGGCGAUGGUCGAACUGGGGCCCUCUUCGCCCAACACAUGCGUGUGAGGAAGAUAAGCUUCACGGGCAGUAUUGCAACGGGGAAGAAGAUUCAGAUCGCGGCGGCAGCGAGCAACCUCAAAAGAGUUACCUUGGAGCUUGGGGGCAAAAGUCCAGCUGUGAUUUUUGAAGACGCGAAUAUUGAGAACGCCCUUACGUGGACCAUUAACGGGAUUCUGGCUCGGUCCGGCCAGGUCUGCGUUGCAGCGUCGCGAAUCUACGUUCAGAAAUCGAUCGCGGCCAGGUUUAUCGAAGCUUAUAGCCAGCGGAUGGAAGCAGCGGCUUCGCAACUAGGUGACCCGCAAGAUCCCCGAACGACGCUGGGGCCUCUUGCCGAUGCAGCCAGUUUCUCCAAAGUCCAAGCGAUGAUCGAGCAAGGCAAGACCGAAGCCGAACUCGUAGUUGGAGGCGUCAGGCACGGCCCUGACGGCUGCUUCAUGAAACCGACAGUAUUCCUGCAUCCUAAGCCGGACGCGGAAAUCUACAAGACCGAAGUUUUUGGACCGGUUGCAGUCAUUCGGACUUUUGAGACCGAGGAAGAGGUUCUCAGGCUGGCAAACGACACAGAGUAUGGGCUGAUGGCGGGGGUUUUCACCAGAGACAUCAAUAGGGCGCUGAGGGUGUCUAGCAAGAUUGAUUCCGGGGUCUGUGGUAUCAACUGCAUCUCUUACAUGAGCAUUCAGGCCCCGUUUGGAGGGAGAAAAUCGUCUGGGAUCGGCAGAGAGUUUGGCGAAUACGCUUUGCGAUCUUUCACCGAGCCAAAGACGGUGCUGAUCAACAUGAACUCGUGA
Molecule: messenger RNA, 1476 nt
Organism: Fonsecaea nubica
Lineage: Eukaryota; Fungi; Ascomycota; Eurotiomycetes; Chaetothyriales; Herpotrichiellaceae
Exons: 8
Coding region: 1-1476 (491 amino acids)
Molecular function (GO): aldehyde dehydrogenase (NAD+) activity
Source: RefSeq, a predicted model, not a curated record